Messenger RNA from Cercospora beticola, 1919 nucleotides. NCBI's taxonomy places the organism in Eukaryota, Fungi, Ascomycota, Dothideomycetes, Mycosphaerellales, Mycosphaerellaceae. The record is from RefSeq and is a predicted model, not a curated record.
GUGGUCUCGACGACGUCAAAUGCCCGUGGCCCUCGCGCCGCAUACGACAGCGCAACACUGCUGGGCCCCGGAUGUGCAUGCAACAAGCCUUUGCUGCCCCAGAUCUCGCAUUCGUCUGCAUGGACCUACGGCCGCUAGGCGGUGCUAGACAUCGAGCUAGACGCAGCAGGCCACCAUUUCGUUCGCGCCCACGCCUCUUCCAACAACAAGCUCCCUGUACUGGUUGGAGCUAUCGCCAAAACUACCUCUCCGCUUUCGUGAAGCUUACCUCUGCGCUCGUCAUUUGACGUCCACCUCUCACCUAAUUGCCAAAUCUGCCGUGCAGGACGACUAGCAGCAGCAGCAGCAGGACCGUCUCUCGUCGACCUCGUCCAGCGCCUGCUGCACAUGCGCCGAUAGACGCUGCUGCUUCGGAGCCUGGCGGAGUUCGUGCUGUCGCACCGUUCGGCGACUCGCAGGCCAAUGUCAGCCGUCCGACACAUCUGAGAGCCAUGCGGAUAAUACCUCUCGAGUCAGAACAAAACCGAACGCUUCCACAGUAGCCCUGCCCAGGAAACAUCCGCCGCUCUGCCGCGAUGUCGUAUGUCACUCCUCUUGUUACCGACCCACUCAUCACUCCGGGUCCACAUGAUCCUCAUGUAUCAUCGCAAACACAUAGGCACGAGCUGUGUAACAGCUACAUGGCCAGUGCGAAUGCUCUUGUAACUAUGUACACUAACAACAUUCCUUACAGCCAUCAGCAAGUGAACCAGCAAUCGGACGCGAAAUCCAACCUCACGAACCAGAACACAUACUCGGCGUCACCAUCGCAACUCACAUUGCCUAGCGACCUGCAGUCGAUCCAGACUCAUCUGGGUCUGCCCAAUCCGUACCAACAGCAGUACUCGUAUCUGGCCAGCCCACACGAUCCCACCGGUUUCACAUUUCCUCCUCCACCCCAAGGAUACCGGCCACACCAAUUACAGACCCAUCACCCUCCCCCGCCGCAGCACUUGCAGCAAAUCUCCCCAACCAACUCGCGCAAACGUCGCGCGUCGGAACUUGAAGGCCUGCCGGGGUCCUCGAGCAGCAAUGCGAGCGUCUUUGGAAAUCCAGUUGGUCUGCUAGGCGGACCGGGUGACCUUGACCCGGGUGGACUGGGUGGGCCGCCACCGCAGCCUGUCGCGCCGACCCCACCGGUGAAGAAAGGGCGCACAAACACCCCGUGGACGCCUGCCGAAGAGCAGAGACUCAAGACGCUGCGCGAUGCGGGCAGUAGCUGGAGUGAGAUUGCGAAAACCUUUCCCACCCGAACGGAGGGAAGCGUGAAGAAGCAUUGGUACAAAGACAUGCACUAUGCUGAGUUCGCGGAAGACGAGAGUGCCGCACUGCUCCAAGCCAUCAAAGACUAUGAGAACAAUAAGUGGAAAGUCAUUGGCCAGAAGGUGGGCAAGCCGGCGAAGGCUUGCGAGCAGUUCGCGAAGGAGCAAGGCUGGAAAGUCUGAAGAUCAGCGAUGGUUGCUUUGAUGGUUGGCGCAUAUAGCAUAUGGUCUUAUUGCAUGCGCGCGCGCUUUUGGAAAGAGAUACCCACGCGCAACUGGCGAUGCGCGAAGCUUGGAUUUGGCGUUCAAUGUUCGUUUCGAGGCUCGACUUCACUCUUCCUUUCUACUGAAUGGCAUGCGUCUCGGCGAGGCGUUUGGGGAGUUCAUAAUGGAAUAUGAACGCUCGGUAAUGCGAGAUAGCAUGCGGACUUGAUCUUGUACGGAUACCAGGCGAAGGGUCAAAAAGAAGGCAUAGGACUUGGGUGUUAUGGCAGUGGGUUGCCGACGGAUUUGGGCUGAGUUGGCAAAACAGGAGCAUUAUCGUGUCCUUACAGGCGAGUUCAACGACGGCUUUGCGGUAGCAGACGACGGCACAGCAGUAGUGUUAUGGAGGGUAGU